Molecule: messenger RNA, 810 nt
Organism: Fusarium sp. VM40
Lineage: Eukaryota; Fungi; Ascomycota; Sordariomycetes; Hypocreales; Nectriaceae
Source: the annotation of a GenBank genome assembly
AUGACUCAAAAGACCUACACCACUGCUCUCACAACCACAAUCGACAAUCCUCGUCUGAGGCUUCUCAACAAACUCAAAGCUGGGGAGUUCCCGUUGAUGACCUUUGUCGCAAUCCCCAGCGUACGCCAAGCCCAGAUCGUCGCCUUGACUGGCCUAGACGGAAUCAUCCUUGACUGUGAGCACGGGCACAUCGGGGAUGACUCGAUGCACAACUCAGUAGCGGCUAUUUCAGCCCUUGGAGUGUCACCCAUCAUCCGUAUUCGCGGACCCGCCCACGACAUCAUCAAGCGAGCCCUUGACACGGGUGCUCAUGGAAUCAUGGUUCCUCAAAUCAACAAUGCUGAGGAGGCCAGGCAAAUUGUCGCUUCCUCUAAAUUCCCACCGUACGGCGUUCGCGGCCAAGGCUCUGCGUUCCCUGCGAUUGGUCACGGUCUUACAACUCCCGAGUACAUGAAGUCGGCUAACGAAACCAUCAUCACCAUGAUUCAAAUAGAGACCCGCCAGGGCGUCGAGAAUGUCGAUGAGAUCGCUGCCACUCCUGGUGUGGACAUGCUCUUCAUCGGCCCCAACGAUCUUGCGCAGUCCCUUCUCGGAUAUGUUCCUGCUCGAGGAGACGAGCCUGAGUUUGUUGCUGCUAUUAAUAAGAUCAUUGAUGCGGGCCGGCGGAAUGGCAAAUGGGUGGCUCGUAUGGUGAAUAAUGGCUCUGCGGCGAAGGAAGAGAGACCGCGAUAUGAUACAGUGGCUAUCACAGGAGACACAAAGGCUAUCCAGAACUGGUAUAUUGACGAGUUUAAGAUUGCACACUCAUAG